Molecule: messenger RNA, 1080 nt
Organism: Paraglomus brasilianum
Lineage: Eukaryota; Fungi; Glomeromycota; Glomeromycetes; Paraglomerales; Paraglomeraceae
Source: the annotation of a GenBank genome assembly
AUGUGGAAAAAACGUGGAAACGGAAGAAAAAACAGAACUCCCAAGGACGAAUACCGGCCGUGGAACGCCGCCAUAUUAGCAAAGCAACCUGAAAGUAAUAUAUCAGACAAUAACAGGAAUUCUCGUGAGAUUAAAGAAACGUCGGGAGAAGAAUUCACAGCUGCUGCUGUCUUGGGGAGUGAUGUGCCACCCGAAAAAGAGACAUUUCGCUACUGGAACGUCGUGGGGUUAGGUAUCGUAGAGCCAAAAAAACCCUUUGAAAAACAUUGGACACAUUCGGAGGCUCAGAAAAACAUUAACAGUCGUGAAGACGAUGAAGUGAUGAACGACACACAAGAGCCAUCGGAAUUGGUGCCACGCCAUGAAAAUCAGUAUAAGCCAUUUAGUAAUCGACAAGAUGCCCCACGGCACGAUGCCCCACGACAGGAUGCCCCACGACAGGAUGCCCCACGACAAGAUGCAUCAUGGCACGAUGCCCCACGACAGGAUGUACCACGAUCACGACAGGAUGCACCACGACAAAAUACAUCAUGGCAGGAUGCACCACGACAAAAUACAUCAUGGCAGGAUGCACCACGACAAGAUGUAUCAUGGCAGGAUGCACCACGACAAGAUGCAUCAUGGCAGGAUGCACCACGACAAGAUGCAUCAUGGCAGGAUGCACCACGACAAGAUGCAUCACGACAGGACGCACGACAAUACAGGAACGAUAAUAUAAAACGGAGCUCAAAAGACGCACCUGCGAAAUCGAACAUAGCAGAAGUAACGUUUCGAUUGGUGGGCAGCGGCUUCAGACGCGCUGAAGCUUUAAUAGUCGACAUAAAUUCAUCUAAUUCACCCAAUAUGUCAAGCUCGUAUUAUCCCAACAGCUCAUCAAGCAGUCCUGCUUCUGUAAAUUCGCCUUCGACCCCAGAUGACCCGUUACUCAGCCCAUUGUUAGAACUAAAUGAAGCACUCAUGUCUCAAGUAAAGACAAUGAAAACACAGGACAGUAGUAAAGGUCCUGAUUUGGUGAAGGCAAAACCAGAUAAGGGCGGUUGGAAAGAGAAUUGGGCACAAGGAUAUGGUAACAUUUGGUGA